UUUUUUUUUUUUAGGUGCCUCUCUUCUAGCACAGCAUCAAAAUGACAUUGCCCCCCAGCCCCCUGGCCAUGGAGUAUGUCAAUGACUUUGACUUGAUGAAGUUUGAGGUAAAGCGGGAGCCCUCUGAGGGGCGAUCUGGCCUUCCUACAGCCUCACUGGGCUCAACACCCUACAGCUCAGUGCCUCCUUCCCCCACCCUCAGUGAUCCCGGCUUGGGGGGCAGCACUGAAGGGUCCCGGCCAGGCCUGGAGGAGCUGUACUGGCUGGCCACCCUGCAGCAGCAGCUGGGGGCUGGGGAGGCCUUGGGGCUGAGUCCUGAAGAGGCAGUGGAACUGCUGCAAGGUCAGAGCCCACUGCCUGCUGAGGAGCUCCAUGGCUUAUACCCAGGGAACCCAGAGGAGACAGGGACCCAGCAUGCUCAGCUGCUCGAGCGGUUUUCGGACGCGGCGCUGGUGUCGAUGUCCGUGCGGGAGCUGAACCGGCAGCUCCGGGGCUGCGGGCGCGACGAGGCGCUGCGCCUGAAGCAAAGGCGCCGCACGCUGAAGAACCGCGGGUACGCGCAGGCCUGUCGCUCCAAGCGGCUGCAGCAGCGGCGCGGGCUGGAGGCGGAGCGCGCGCGCCUAGCGGCCCAGCUGGACGCGCUGCGGGCCGAGGUGGCCCGCCUGGCCAGGGAGCGCGACCACUACAAGGCUCGCUGUGACCGGCUGGCUUCCGGAGGCCCCGGGCCCGGAGACCACCCCCACUUCUUCCUCUGA
Messenger RNA from Suncus etruscus (white-toothed pygmy shrew), 755 nucleotides. It is a transcript of the gene NRL, whose product is annotated as neural retina leucine zipper. Gene Ontology annotation, biological process: regulation of transcription by RNA polymerase II. The record is from RefSeq and is a predicted model, not a curated record. The transcript has 2 exons. Gene Ontology annotation, cellular component: nucleus. Gene Ontology annotation, molecular function: RNA polymerase II cis-regulatory region sequence-specific DNA binding; DNA-binding transcription factor activity, RNA polymerase II-specific. Lineage: Eukaryota; Metazoa; Chordata; Mammalia; Eulipotyphla; Soricidae. Bases 42 to 755 code for a protein of 237 amino acids.